Messenger RNA from Cornus florida, 1030 nucleotides. RefSeq names its product endochitinase EP3-like. Gene Ontology annotation, biological process: carbohydrate metabolic process; chitin catabolic process; cell wall macromolecule catabolic process. Bases 63 to 884 code for a protein of 273 amino acids. Gene Ontology annotation, molecular function: chitin binding; chitinase activity. The record is from RefSeq and is a predicted model, not a curated record. Lineage: Eukaryota; Viridiplantae; Streptophyta; Magnoliopsida; Cornales; Cornaceae. The transcript is spliced from 2 exons.
AUAUCAACCUUGCCAUUAAACACCACACAUUUCUCUUCAAACAAUAUAUACUUCUUUUCAACAUGGUUGCUUUAAAUUUCGAAAAGACCCUACUCACAAUAAUUCUGGCCGGAAUCCUUGCCGGAUCUCUGCCGGAAUCCGUGGUGGGUCAGGACUGCGGUUGUGCUGCGGACCUGUGCUGUAGUGAGCAUGGAUACUGUGGCGUUGGGGAUGCCUAUUGCGGCACAGGUUGCCGAGAGGGUCCUUGCUAUGUCACACCUAGUAGUGGUGUCUCUGUCGCUGACACUGUGACAGACGCAUUCUUUAAUGCCAUCAUCGGCCAAGCCGGUGCAGAUUGUGCCGGCAAGAACUUCUACACCAGAGCUGCAUUUCUUGAAGCUGCCAAUUCCAAUUCUCAAUUUGGCACCACUGGCUCUGUUGAUGAUUCCAAACGUGAGAUUGCAGCCUUCUUUGCACACGUAUCACAUGAAACAACAAACUUUUGCCAUAUUGAAGAGAUUGAUGGUGCCACUCAGGACUACUGCGACGAAAAUUAUCCACAGUAUCCUUGUGCACCCAACAAGGCUUACUAUGGCCGAGGUCCACUUCAGCUAACAUGGAACUACAAUUAUGCUCUAGCCGGAAAUGCUAUCAAAUUUGAUGGACUAGCAAACCCUGACAUUGUGGCCUCAGAUGUAGUUGUGUCGUUCAAGGCCGCCUUAUGGUUUUGGAUGACCAAUGUUCACCCUAUCCUCGGACAAGGGUUUGGAGAAACAAUCCGUAAAAUCAAUGGUGAUGUUGAAUGCGAUGGUAAAGAGCCUGAGAAAGUUAAUUCUCGUGUGGAGUAUUACACCAACUACUGCAACCAACUUGGUGUCACAACUGGCGAUAAUCUCUACUGCUAGGUCACACACAUUAAAGUUGUUCUAUUAUACAAAAUUUCCAAGGGUACGUACAUCACCUGGAAGGAAAUAAAGUUUAGGUUAUUGACACUUUCCUGUGUUUUCAACAUGGACCUAAUAAUAUACUCUUUUGACUACUUGUUUUCAUA